AUGCACCCGCUCCAUCUCAACCACCGUUAAACCAAUAUCAGCAUUACCCGCAGUACUCACCCGCUCCUCAGCAACAGAUACGCCAGCGUAUCCAAGUCACCGCAGAUUCAAAUACGUUCCAUAGUCUUACAGUGACGGAUAUGGUCGAUGCCGCUGUGAUUAAAGAUGCAAUCCUUAAAAAGCUUAAUCUCGAAGAUGGACACUAUCUAUAUUACCAUGAAAAUGGUCCCAUGUUUUACCAUGAAAACGGCGAGCAAUGCGCCCUUGCUGGAUGACGAGCUUGUAAGUAUAUGCCGCAUGUCAGACGUUCGGUUGAAGGAUCAAGUACUUGUUAUGCAUCCCGAUCACAUCUCCCCACCCUACGCCAAGGACAGUCGAGGAAUAUAUCCAGACAUUCCGAGUAACUAUGGCUACAUGUCGCAUUACCAAAGACCUCCAACAACAGCAACUCCAGCUACGGGUUACCAGCAUCACCAUGUCCAUUAUCCUCGGCAGGGACAGUCGCUGCGCCAUAUGGUAUCAUUUGACCACCAACCUCCACAGCCUAGCUACAUGCAGUACGACCGGGCAAGUCCACACAACAGCCCUGAAAUGUCCACCUCGCCAAGGCCUGUUGGCGGAUUAUCACGAGGCACGGACGGUGCAGGGUUCCAAAUACCUCCCGAGCUUCCACCUCCUUCAAGCAACACCACACCCGGGGAAGAAUACCGUGACGAUAGUGGCUACUUUGAUCGCAGUUACAAACGUUCUUCUGGCCGAAGCACCUCAUCCACAGAAUUUAACACCCCACACUUUACCCCCUCGGAAACGUCGACUGGCAAAACUACACCUCUCACGACUGCAGAACUCUGGCACGUGCGUCCACAACAACCGCGACCACAACCAUCGUCUUCGACGAGCGAAGCUUCAUGUUGGGCUGUACGUCCGAAACGCUCUUUGGACCCGUUACCGGAUGGAAGCGAAAAAGGAGGAAGCUAUUCGAAUGGCUACGAUGAUCAUACAAACGAGUCACGGGCAACGACUGCAAACAAUGCUCAGCCUACGUCGCACAACGGAUCUUCCGCGGCAUACCCGGCGUUGUGGGCUGUACCACCAACUAACAGCAACCAGAUUAAUAGUAGAAUGGAUCCCAACUACCAAUCAUUCGGCCAAAGUGAGCUAUGGCCAGUGGAUGAAGACACUGAAGAUCCACCGACUCGCUCAGAUCCUACAACGCCGCGACUUCAGCCGAGUUCUUCGAGCGAAACUAUGCGUACAGGCAAGCGAUAUCUUCAUGGACGACAUCCUUCUGGAGAAAUGUCGACUAUUGGUGAGAUGAGCGAACACGAAAACGACCACGGCGGCAACAGCAGGUCUCAUCUCGGCAACGGCGCUGAAGGCAAGCGCGGAAGGUCUGUACAAUUUAUCACGGACAAACCAUUGCCCACCAUGCCUUUCCCUGAUGAAGAAGUUGAGCGAUUAUCACUGCACGAUGAUCCAGUGGACGACUCUGGGAACCGGCGCAACACCAAACUGCACAUCCAGAUCCCCAAAACCGAAGAGGAGGCUUAUGGUCACUCGCCGAGAACCCCUCGACAGCAGAAAACACCCCUGUCCGCUACCAGUACCUCGCCUGUCGAUCACGAAGAGGAAACAUGGGGCGAGCGUCCUUCUAUUGAAAAGCUGUACCGAGAUAUCGACAAAUACCUGCCCGACCAUGAUCUUGACAAGGAAAUAUUCAUUGAAGCUCCUCCUGGCGGCGGUAACGCCACUCCUUCACCGGCGCCCCGGCGCUUACAAGGACACAAAAAGUCUGUUCGUGUUGUUGCCAAGGAAGCGCACCGAAACUGGCGACAGGCAAUGAAUGUCAUCCGAGUCAACCAUAUCCUUCGUCGACGAAGUACCAAGAUGUGGGGUCGCAAGGUUGAGCAGGUUAAGCCUGGAAUGGCAGUGGACCAGCAAGCCAUCCGCGAUGCUCAUUCAGCAAGUGCCUACGCAGAUAAGCCAAUACCUACCAAAAUGCAAUGGAUGCGUGGUGAGCUUAUUGGCAAAGGUUCAUUCGGUCGUGUUUACCACGCUCUAAAUGUGGCGGCUGGUGAAUGGAUUGCUGUCAAGGAAGUGGACUCGCCAAUAACCAAAUCGGAUAUGCUGAACGACAAGAUGCGUAGCGCAGUAGAUGCAUUGUACCGUGAAAUUUCGCUGUUGCAGGAUUUGGAUCACGAAAACAUUGUUCAGUAUCUUGGCUAUGAUUAUGACGAGGAGGAAGGUCACAUUCAUAUCUUUUUGGAAUACAUCCCCGGUGGCAGUAUUUUCAGUGCUCUCAACAAGAACGGACGUUUUGAAGAAGUCUUGGUUCAAUUCUUCACUCGACAGAUCUUACUCGGUCUUGAGUAUCUUCAUGACCGUAACAUCAUGCAUCGUGAUAUCAAGGCUGGUAAUAUUCUGGUGGAUCAAAAUGGCGUCUGUAAAAUUACAGAUUUCGGUCUUUCAAAAUUGAGCGGCCAGGAGGAAGCCUAUGAUCCAAACUCGAAUACCUUGAUGAAGGGUACCGUUUUCUGGAUGGCACCUGAAGUUGUCAAGGGAUCUUCCUACAGUGCCAAGAUCGAUAUUUGGAGUUUGGGAUGUACUGUGAUUGAAAUGCUGACGGGAAAGAAACCAUGGCUGGACCUUAAUAUGCUCGCAGCAUUAUACAGUCUUGGCAAAUACCAAGCUCCACCUUUGCCAGAAGAUGCCUCAGACGAAGCCAAGGACUUUUUGAACCAAUGCUUUGUUAUUAAUCCUGACGAUCGACCUACUGCUGCAGAACUUUUACUCCACCCCUACACACGCCAGAACCCGACGUUUAAAUUCAAAGAUUACAUGAAAAACCUUAAUGCUAAAAAUGGCGCCCUCGAAGAAAACACCUAACACCCUACCCUUCCUUUUACUCUUAAUGAACCCUUCAUCAACUUACUUACGUAACAAGAAUAUAUUGCAUUUUGCUUUUUUCUUUCCAUCUCUACCAGUGUGAGGGAUAGUGUGUUCUGUGAUUCUGCACCUGAUCUAACAUAUACAAACUUUCUCAAAGUAAUCAAGGGUACCAAUUAAUCA
Zychaea mexicana is the source of this 3069-nucleotide messenger RNA. Its product is annotated as kinase-like domain-containing protein. Gene Ontology annotation, biological process: protein phosphorylation. NCBI's taxonomy places the organism in Eukaryota, Fungi, Mucoromycota, Mucoromycetes, Mucorales, Lichtheimiaceae. The transcript has 8 exons. Gene Ontology annotation, molecular function: protein kinase activity; ATP binding. The record is from RefSeq and is a predicted model, not a curated record. Bases 166 to 2886 code for a protein of 906 amino acids.